Messenger RNA from Ostrinia nubilalis (European corn borer), 2962 nucleotides. It is a transcript of the gene Calx, whose product is annotated as sodium/calcium exchanger Calx. The transcript has 9 exons. Gene Ontology annotation, cellular component: axon; sarcolemma; postsynapse. Lineage: Eukaryota; Metazoa; Arthropoda; Insecta; Lepidoptera; Crambidae. Bases 1 to 2874 code for a protein of 957 amino acids. The record is from RefSeq and is a predicted model, not a curated record. Gene Ontology annotation, molecular function: calcium:sodium antiporter activity. Gene Ontology annotation, biological process: sodium ion transmembrane transport; calcium ion import across plasma membrane; cell communication.
AUGAAUAAGGGGAACGCAACCAUAGGGGUUAAGCGUGUGACUCACCGAAUCUACUGCAAGCGAUUCCACUACACGCGGCCGCUGGAAGCCUCCGCGGCGGGGGGACCGAGUCGCGCCGCUCAGUCGGGCGCCGGCUACGACCAGCGCCGGUCGCACGCAUGGGCCGCGGUCCGUGACGGCAUGCACGCGCUUGCCGCGCUCGCGGCUUGCUGCGUGGUCGCCCGCGCCGAGCCCGCCGCGCGGCUCGCACCGCGAAACUCCACCCCCUCUCACGUCCUCCAGUGCAGCGAUGGACUCGUCCUACCCGCCUGGAAACCCCUCGAAGAUGUCCCCACUCUUGAACUCGCUAUGCGCGGCGUCAUCUACUUCAUCUCCCUCAUGUAUCUUUUCAUCGGAGUCUCCAUCGUCUCCGACAGAUUCAUGGCCGCCAUUGAAGUCAUCACGUCCAGGGAAAAAGAGGUGCGCGUGCGGCGGAACGGAAGCGAGCAAAUCGUUGUCGUCCGAGUAUGGAACGAAACUGUUGCCAACCUAACCCUCAUGGCGUUAGGGUCUAGUGCUCCAGAGAUCUUACUCUCAGUUAUCGAGAUAGCCGGGAAGGACUUCGAAGCUGGUGAUCUAGGGCCGGGCACCAUCGUCGGCUCCGCUGCUUACAACUUAUUCGUCAUCAUGGCCAUAUGCGUUGUGGUCAUCCCUGAUGGAGAAGUGCGCAAGAUCAAGCAUCUCAGGGUUUUCCUUGUGACUGCAACUUGGUCGAUAUUCGCGUACGUGUGGCUCUACCUCAUCUUAGCAGUGAUAUCACCCAGCGAAGUAGAAGUUUGGGAGGGAGCUGUGACCUUCCUUUUCUUCCCGGCGACAGUUUUAACAGCAUACAUUGCGGACCGACGACUUCUAGUCUACAAGUAUUUGAAAAAAGGAUACCGAGUUAAUGAACGCGGAGUCAUCGUGGAAGCGGAAGGUGAUGGCUCUGUGGAGAUGGCAUUGAAGCCGAGUGGUGAUGAUUUCGCAUCAGACGAUGAGGAGGGCCGUGAGAUUGAGAAGUCUCGAAGAGAAUACGUGGCAGUUCUUCGAGACUUAAGGAGACAGCAUCCGGAAGAAGAUCUAGAUACUGUGGAGCGAAUGGCGCUGGAGACUCUCAUGUCUCGCGGUCCGAAGUCCCGAGCAUUUUACCGAGUGGCCGCAACAAGGAAAAUGACCGGAGGUGGGGAUUUCUCGCGAAAAAUAUCGGAGCGAGCUCAAAGUGAUCUGAGUGAAGUGAAAGCUGAAUUGCAGAGGCGUGAGUCUGGUUCCCCGUCGAUCGAGCCGAAGGGUCCUAACGUCAGAUUUGACCCUGAUCAUUAUACUGUGAUGGAGAACUGUGGUUCUUUUGAAGUGAGAGUUGUCCGCGGCGGAGACCUAACUGGGGAGAUUUCCGUGCAGUAUACCACGGAAGAUGGCACUGCUGAAGCAGGUUCAGAUUAUGUGGCUGCUCAAGGGUCUCUGCUAUUCAGACAUGGCGAGACAGAGAAGACGUUUAGCGUCCAAGUGAUCGAUGAUGACGUGUUUGAAGAAGACGAGCACUUCUACGUGCGUUUGACUUCUCCAAAGAACGCUUCUUUGGCUUCCCCGUCCACGGCGACUGUAGUGAUUUUAGACGAUGAUCAUUCCGGUGUGUUUUCGUUCCCCCAACGGGACUUCGAGCUGACCGAGUCAGUGGGGACUUUUGAUCUUCGGGUGAUGAGAACGGCCGGUGCCAGGGGCAAGGUGCGGAUACCGUACUGGACGGAGGACGGCACAGCGAAGAGUGGUGCUCAGUAUGAAGCAGCGCAGGGACACAUCGUCUUCGAGAACAACGAAACUGAAAAAUUCAUCCCCCUCCACAUAAUAGAAGAGGACAGCUACGAGAAAGAUGUGCUGUUCUACGUGAACCUCGGCGAGCCAGAGUUACUAGGAGAAGUAUUUGAGACGUUUCUGCCAGACGUGUCUGCGAAGAUCACCGUCGAAUUUUCUCCUGACGAUGACCAUCCUAUUGUGCCUGGUGACGAAGUGACGCACCUGGCGACCUUGCCUGAGGAGGAGGCGGUGGUGGCCAUGAUGGGACUGCCUCGCUCUGGAGAGAUCACCCGAGCACAGCUGAGGAUUAAGGAAAGCAAAGAGUUUAAGAACACUGUAGAUAAGUUAGUCCAAAGAGCAAACGCUUCCAUUAUAAUUGGGACUUCGUCGUGGAAGGAGCAGUUCACAGAAGCUUUGACUGCCAGCUCAGGUUCAGACGACCCCGAUGAACCACCGUCGUGGUCUGAUUACAUACUUCACGUAGUCACGCUCUUCUGGAAGAUCAUUUUCGCAUUCGUCCCUCCUACUGACAUAGGUGGCGGUUACGUCUGCUUCGUGGUGUCCAUCAUUUGCAUUGGGCUGGUGACGGCCGUCAUAGGCGACGUGGCGUCACACUUCGGCUGCACCCUCGGCAUCAAGGACUCGGUCACUGCCAUCGUCUUUGUUGCUUUGGGGACUAGCAUACCAGAUACUUUCGCCAGCAAAGUGGCAGCCAUCCAGGAUAAGUAUGCGGACGCGUCCGUGGGCAACGUCACGGGUUCCAACGCCGUCAACGUCUUCCUGGGAAUCGGGGUGGCCUGGACCGUCGCCGCCAUUGUGCACUGGAGCAGGAACGAGAAGUUCCUUGUUGAUCCUGGAAAUCUAGCCUUCAGCGUCACAAUGUUCUGCUCGGAAGCCUGCCUCGCUGUGCUGGUCCUGGUCCUCAGAAGACGCAAGUCCAUCGGCGGCGAGCUCGGAGGCCCCCGCUGCGCCAAGAUCGUUACUUCCAUCUUCCUCUUUUCACUCUGGCUCUUCUACCUUACCGUUUCCAGCUUGGAAGCUUACGACGUCAUCCAAGGGUUUUAAUCUAGUAUUUGUAGGUUUUGUUUUGACUGAUGCUUCGCUUGGACUGAAGCUGAUUGUGUUACAAUGUGGACUUUUUCAGUACUUGGAA